AUGUCCCUGUCAAGCGCCUUUGCAUUUCUCUGGCCAGAGCCCAAUGCCACGCUCACAUCUCGGCUUCCAUUCGCAGCAUUGGUACUGAUGGGUUACAUGGCUCUCUGUUCUUCGCUUCGCUUCAAACGCGUUGAGAGUAUGCAGAAAAGACUCGGGUUUCAAUCCCGCGACUCACUGUCGCGAAUGACAAACACUCAAGCCCGUGAUAUCGUCCACUCUGCGGCGAGCUACGAGUUUCCUUUGUUUUAUGAUCUUGCAUUGCGCGUUGCUCUCUUCAGAACAUACACAGUAGACAACAUCGGUAAGCUGUUGAUGUCGGCCAGCGAUCUCAACAAGCAAACAACUGCUGCAAAAAGAUACGAAGACACUGAAGUUAUCUUCACCUGCUUUUUCAAGUUUGCUCCAAACUCGGUGCAUCUUCACAAGGCUGUCGCUCGCAUGAACUUCCUUCAUCAGUCAUAUAUUAAGUCCGGGAAGAUCCUAAAUAAGGAUCUACUGUAUGUACUAUAUGCAUGA
This is a messenger RNA of [Torrubiella] hemipterigena, 516 nucleotides long. NCBI's taxonomy places the organism in Eukaryota, Fungi, Ascomycota, Sordariomycetes, Hypocreales, Clavicipitaceae. The record is from the annotation of a GenBank genome assembly.